Molecule: messenger RNA, 2169 nt
Organism: Sabethes cyaneus
Lineage: Eukaryota; Metazoa; Arthropoda; Insecta; Diptera; Culicidae
Product: elongation factor 1-alpha
Exons: 2
Coding region: 147-1538 (463 amino acids)
Biological process (GO): translational elongation; translation
Molecular function (GO): GTP binding; GTPase activity; translation elongation factor activity
Source: RefSeq, a predicted model, not a curated record
ACCACACACGCAAGUUGUGCCAAUCGCGAAAGAGGUUGGAGUUUCUUGUUUGACCGUCGACUCGUUCACUUCUAUCGGGUCUCUCGCCGGAAUAACAUUCGAUUUUGCUGUUUGAGAACCUCCUGUUGAAUUUUUAACCAAUCAAAAUGGGUAAGGAAAAGACUCAUAUUAAUAUCGUCGUCAUUGGACACGUCGAUUCCGGCAAAUCGACCACCACCGGACAUCUGAUCUACAAAUGCGGCGGUAUUGACAAGCGUACGAUCGAGAAGUUCGAGAAGGAAGCCCAGGAAAUGGGUAAGGGAUCCUUCAAAUAUGCCUGGGUGUUGGACAAACUGAAGGCCGAACGUGAACGUGGUAUCACCAUCGAUAUCGCGCUGUGGAAAUUCGAAACCGCCAAAUACUACGUCACCAUCAUUGAUGCCCCCGGACAUCGUGAUUUCAUCAAGAACAUGAUUACUGGAACAUCCCAGGCCGAUUGUGCUGUCCUGAUCGUAGCCGCCGGUACCGGUGAGUUUGAAGCUGGUAUCUCCAAGAACGGUCAAACUCGUGAGCAUGCCCUACUUGCUUUCACCCUUGGUGUCAAGCAGCUGAUUGUCGGUGUCAACAAGAUGGAUUCAACUGAGCCACCAUACAGUGAGCCUCGUUUCGAGGAAAUCAAGAAGGAAGUAUCGUCUUACAUCAAGAAGAUCGGUUAUAACCCAGCUGCCGUUGCUUUCGUUCCAAUUUCUGGAUGGCACGGAGACAACAUGUUGGAACCAUCCACCAAGAUGCCCUGGUUCAAGGGAUGGGCCAUUGAACGCAAGGAAGGCAAGGCUGACGGCAAGUGCUUGAUUGAAGCUUUGGAUGCUAUCCUGCCCCCAUCCCGCCCAACUGACAAGCCUCUGCGUCUGCCACUGCAGGAUGUGUACAAAAUCGGAGGUAUUGGAACAGUCCCAGUCGGUCGUGUUGAAACCGGUGUCCUGAAGCCAGGUACCGUCGUUGUGUUUGCCCCAGUCAAUCUGACCACUGAAGUCAAGUCCGUUGAAAUGCACCACGAAGCUCUGCAGGAAGCUGUCCCCGGAGAUAACGUUGGUUUCAACGUUAAGAACGUUUCGGUCAAGGAAUUGCGUCGUGGUUAUGUAGCUGGUGACACCAAGAACAAUCCUCCCAAGGGCGCUGCUGACUUCACUGCUCAGGUCAUCGUUCUGAACCAUCCAGGUAACAUUUCCAACGGAUACACCCCGGUGUUGGAUUGUCACACCGCUCACAUUGCCUGCAAGUUCUCUGAGAUCAAGGAGAAGGUCGAUCGUCGUUCCGGCAAAUCGACUGAGGAGAACCCGAAAGCGAUCAAGUCUGGCGAUGCUGCUAUCGUCAUUCUGGUCCCGUCCAAGCCUCUGUGUGUGGAGUCCUUCCAGGAAUUCCCACCGCUGGGACGAUUCGCUGUCCGUGAUAUGAGACAGACCGUCGCUGUCGGUGUCAUCAAGUCGGUCAACUUCAAGGAUGCUAGCGGUGGCAAGGUCACCAAGGCUGCCGAGAAGGCUCAAAAGGCCAAGAAAUAGCCGCCAACAGCAGCAGCAGCCAUCAUUCAGUCCGCCACGGCCGCGCACAGUACCCAUACCCGCACCGAUGGCAGCAGCACGCUACAUCCGAAGUUUACUUUGAGACGGCUGUUCAACAUUAAAUCUUAUCACUGCUUCCAUCGUAAAGCAUUCAGACGAAAAGUACACGGGCUCUUUAAUUCAUUCCUUUUUGCUAUCUUAGAAGAACACAUUUAUAUAUUAAUAACCUCUAAUUAUUAAUAUUUAAACAAUAUUAUCUAGAACAACACAGAAUCCAGUUUGUGUGAAUGCGUAAUGAUAGGAAAAGCGAUCUAGAUUUUCCGGAUAUACACAAAAUAUAACUUUCAGAAUGAAUGGAAAUUUUAUUAUUUAUACAAAACAUAGAUCUACGAAAGUAGUGCUUAAAAUCGAAACCUUCCUUUUUUCCCGUUUGCUAAAAGUACGAUUUGGAAACAGUUGCAUUAACGAUAAUGAUGAUCGGUACCUACUCAUUUGGAAAUUCGAUAGAAGCGAAAUUUCGAAAACUAACGAAAAAUUCUAGCUGAUCAAAAUCCCCUCCCGAAAAGACUGCUUUCUUCUGGAAUGCCCCAAUAGAACAUAAUUUGUUUUUGGAAUACACACAUGCCUAGAA